This is a messenger RNA of Orycteropus afer afer, 1602 nucleotides long. RefSeq names its product PBX/knotted 1 homeobox 1 (gene PKNOX1). Gene Ontology annotation, molecular function: RNA polymerase II cis-regulatory region sequence-specific DNA binding; DNA-binding transcription factor activity, RNA polymerase II-specific. Gene Ontology annotation, biological process: regulation of transcription by RNA polymerase II; angiogenesis. The record is from RefSeq and is a predicted model, not a curated record. NCBI's taxonomy places the organism in Eukaryota, Metazoa, Chordata, Mammalia, Tubulidentata, Orycteropodidae.
GUCGCGUGGCCUAGCGUCGGCGUGACGGUUGGACGCGGGCGCGGCACUGCGGGUCCCGAUUGCUGCAGCCGCUUGUCAGUGUGAUGAAGAUUGGCACCCAGACCACAUUUGCUUUUGACUCAAGAUGAUUUGAUGUCUUGUAAUAAAACUCUCAUUAACCAUGAUGGCUACACAGACAUUAAGUAUAGACAGCUAUCAAGAUGGGCAACAAAUGCAAGUAGUAACAGAGUUAAAAACGGAGCAAGAUCCUAACUGCUCUGAGCCUGAUGCAGAAGGAGUGAGCCCUCCCCCUGUGGAAUCUCAGACACCAAUGGAUGCAGACAAGCAGGCCAUUUAUAGGCAUCCACUAUUCCCACUAUUAGCUUUGUUGUUUGAAAAAUGUGAGCAAUCUACACAGGGCUCCGAAGGCACAACUUCAGCCAGUUUUGAUGUGGAUAUUGAAAAUUUUGUAAGGAAGCAAGAGAAGGAAGGAAAACCUUUCUUUUGUGAAGAUCCAGAAACUGACAAUUUAAUGGUUAAAGCAAUCCAGGUUUUGCGUAUUCAUCUUCUUGAGCUGGAAAAGGUUAACGAGCUCUGCAAAGAUUUCUGUAGCCGAUACAUUGCUUGUCUGAAAACGAAAAUGAACAGUGAAACUCUGUUGAGUGGAGAACCCGGAAGCCCGUAUUCCCCUGUACAAUCCCAGCAGAUCCCGAGCGCCAUCACAGGCACACUCAGCCCCCAGGGCAUCGUGGUGCCCGCAUCUGCCCUGCAGCAGGGAAAUGUAACCAUGGCAACAGUGGCAGGUGGCACAGUUUACCAACCUGUCACAGUGGUCACUCCACAAGGUCAAGUAGUGACACAGGCGCUGUCGCCUGGGACAGUUAGGAUCCAGAAUUCACAGCUUCAGCUGCAGUUAAACCAGGAUCUUAGCAUCCUGCAUCCAGAUGAUGGCUCGUCUAAGAAUAAGCGGGGCGUCCUGCCAAAGCAUGCCACAAACGUGAUGCGGUCAUGGCUCUUCCAGCAUAUUGGGCACCCCUACCCUACAGAGGAUGAGAAAAAACAGAUUGCUGCUCAGACAAAUUUGACACUACUUCAAGUGAACAACUGGUUCAUCAAUGCUAGACGAAGGAUUCUUCAGCCAAUGUUGGAUUCCAGCUGUUCAGAAACUCCAAAAACAAAGAAAAAAACUGCUCAGAACAGACCAGUCCAGAGGUUCUGGCCCGACUCCAUUGCAUCAGGAGUUGCCCAGGCACCACCAAAUGAGCUCACCAUGUCAGAAGGAGCUGUUGUCACAAUCACGGCACCUGUGAACAUGAACGUGGACAGCCUCCAGUCUUUGACUUCGGACGGGGCCACCCUGGCAGUGCAGCAGGUCAUGAUGGCAGGCCAGAGUGAGGACGAAUCUGUGGACAGCACAGAGGACGACGGGGGCGAGCUCACCACUACCCACAUCAGCGGGCUGGUCUUGGAGAACAGUGACUCCCUGCAGUAGGGAGUCACAAUGGCCAGGACAAGGGGCAGACUCGCCUGACUUUUUAUAGUUUGCACAGCAAACGUUUUACACAAGUUUUAUUUCUAAUAUGUUUUAUAUGUAGAUAUAGAAGAGUGCACUUUUGUAUUUCA